UGGGGAGCAGCGCAUUCAUGUCUCUGACCACCCUCCACGUUUGUGGCAAGUGAGAUGCAAAUGGCCUGCCUGCCUUCCCAUUUCCUUUCUUCCUUAUUUGCCACAGCCACAUACAGCUUCUUUUUCCCGUGUAAGCCAGGGAAAACUGAGUGGAUUUAAAGACAAAUGUUGAAAGAAAACAGUGGGUGUUCCUCCAACAAGGUGUGGGUGUGAAGGUGAGGUCUCAGAAGCCUGAUCUGGGAAGUGCGGACCUUCUGGGCUCGACUUAUACUUCCAACCCAGCUUGAGGUCAGCAGAGCACCCGCUCAGACUCAGAGAAGGAGGCCGGUGGGGGAGGCAGCCGGGCAGGCGGACCCCACCCCCCAAGCGCCCUGUGUCGAUUGCUGCAGAAGCUGGAUCGUGUUUCCAGGAAGUACACAGCCGCCCUGCUGCCCCUGGCCCAGUAACUGUACUUCUGGGAACACACUUCAAGGAAAUAACCCAAAGGGCGAAAGACGACUCAUACAAACACUUGCAGCUGGGUUAUUUAUACUGGGAGCAGUUGAGAGUAACAAGUGGGGAAAGACCACAAAAACCUGGAGGUAGCCCCAGGGGGCGUGCCCCCUGCCUGGCAGUGUCUCGUCCAGGUGGGCACCCAGCCAGGACGUGGCAAGCAGCCGCCUCAAGGCCCCAUGGCGCUUUAGGACUGGUGUCCAGGCUACCCACUGUCAGUCUCCAGAGACCUGGUGGAGCUUCACCCGCCUCGGUGACGUCAAGGCUCAGCAGGCACCAGGGACUUGGCCUGAUGCCUACGAAGAACACAGCCUCACCUGCCAGUGAUAUGAGUGUACAUGACCCCCCGAGCCCACGAUGCUGUGUGGGGACUCUGGAUCUUUCCAUGGGCACCCCCUCUUCCCAGAAGCCUCUCACCACAUGGAUACCCCAGACCAGCGGGCUGGCACCUGCUUCUCCGUGCUGGUUGGGGGCCGCUGUGCCAGGGACCUCGCCGGCCAUGACACUGGGAGGCAAUGCUGCUGUGACAAGGGCAGGUGCUGGACGGCUGGCCCGGCCCCGAGCUGGACCCACGCGCCGCCCCCUACCCCCUCCGCCUCCUACAGACAUCGCCGUGCCGGACGCCCGGCGCCUGCGCGAACGGCCACUGCCCCGGGAGUGGGUGGGGGUGGGGCUGGCGGGGGGCGCGGACGGCCGCGGGUGCCUGGGCACCCACGUGCGCAGCGCGUGCUACGGGACCGAGAAGGGCUCCUGCGCGCGCCCCUCUCCCGGCGCCGUCACCAGAUCCGAGUGUUGCUGUGCUAGCCCUACCGCGGGUUCCGGGGGGCCCUGCCAGCUGUGUCCUGCCAGGAGCUCAGGCGAGUUCUGGUCCCUGUGUAGCCAUGGUCUAGGCGUCCCCGCAGAGGUCAGAGACAUCAACGGGUGUGCCCUGGACCCCAACAUCUGUGCCAAAGGCAUGUGCGAGAACCAGUGGCUACUGCUUCAUCUGCAGCCUGGGCUACGAGGCAGCCACAGCCGGCGGAGGGUGCAGGGCGUGUUCACAGACAUGUGUGCCUGGGUGCACCCUGUGCCGCUGAGCUCCAGUGGCCACCGUGGCUCCCUGCUGGACCAGGACGGCAGGACCUGCAGAGGUGACGUCCCUCCCUCCCGCCGUGCCUGGUGGGGCUGCGUCCCUGCCCCCCCAGAGCUGCCCCAGGCAUGCAUGUGCUCUGCCAUCUCACCCCCUCCCCGCUGCACAGUGUCUGACACCACUGCCAGGGUCUCCGGCGCCGGAUGGCCAGCUCUGAGCCCACUGGACUGUCUGGGCUGCAGACCUGGACGAGUGCACCUCCCGGCUUCACAACUGCUAGUUCUUCUGCGUCAACCCCAUCAGUGCCUUCACCUGCCACUGUCCCUCGGCUUCACCCAGCACCAGCAGGCCUGCUUUGGGGAGCCUGGCCAGCCUUGACACGAGGCCCUGCUGACCUUUGGCCUGAACCUGUCUUGCCUGGGCCAUGCUGAGCACGUCCUGGAGCUGCGGCCUGUGCUGGAGAGUCUGGGGCGCUGCAUCCGCUACAUCACCGCC
Messenger RNA from Manis pentadactyla (Chinese pangolin), 2056 nucleotides. RefSeq names its product fibrillin-3. The transcript has 6 exons. The record is from RefSeq and is a predicted model, not a curated record. Lineage: Eukaryota; Metazoa; Chordata; Mammalia; Pholidota; Manidae. Bases 785 to 1939 code for a protein of 384 amino acids.